Chanos chanos (milkfish) is the source of this 1476-nucleotide messenger RNA. RefSeq names its product major facilitator superfamily domain containing 2a-like 2 (gene mfsd2al2). Gene Ontology annotation, biological process: carbohydrate transport. Lineage: Eukaryota; Metazoa; Chordata; Actinopteri; Gonorynchiformes; Chanidae. Gene Ontology annotation, molecular function: symporter activity. Gene Ontology annotation, cellular component: plasma membrane. The record is from RefSeq and is a predicted model, not a curated record. Bases 1 to 1476 code for a protein of 491 amino acids. The transcript is spliced from 14 exons.
AUGAGAGCUGCGGCAACUGUGAAACAAGAUGGGCUCCCCCUCUCCAGGAAGCUAUGCUAUGCUUUGGGAGGUGUUCCCUUUCAGAUGACUAACGUCGUCAUUGGUUUCUCCUUUCAGAUUUUCUUGCUGGAUGUAGUUCAGAUGGAGGCUUUCUUUGUCUCUCUCAUCCUUUUCGUGAGUCGGGCAUGGGAUGCAGUCACUGAUCCGCUUGUGGGCUACCUGGUCAGUAGGAGUGUCCGGACCCCAGUAGGCAAACUCCUCCCUUGGGUGAUCCUCUCCAUGCCAUUUGCAGUUCUCUUCUACAUUUGCCUGUGGUUCACACCACAGCAUUCAGUGACUUCAGCUUUCAGUGUACCCUGGUACCUUAUCAUGAGCUGUCUGUUUGAAACCCUUAUGACUUGCUAUGAUGUCCCUUAUACCUCUCUCAACAUGUUCUUGGGUGGCCACCAGAGAGACAGAGAUUCUGCCACAGCAUACAGGAUGAGUGUGGAAGCCUUGGCCAUGCUGGUCGGCUCUGUCAUUCAGGGCCAGGUCCUGAAGGUGUAUAACUCAGAGAGGGACCAGGCCUGUCAAGAACUGGUCCAAAAUUACCUACCCACUCAGAUCACGCCAUCUCCCCAGACUGCUACACUUCACAACACAAGGAAGGCGUUCAUGACCUCAGCGCUGGUGGUGGGGGCUGUCUUUUUCCUGUGCAGUCUGGUACUCUUCCUCGGGGUCAGAGAACAGAGUGAUCCGGGGCAGACACAUACUCCAUACCUAACUGGCCUGAGGAUGCUGGUGGGACAUCGCCCUUACCAGCGACUGGUCCUUGGCUUUCUCUUCUCCUCAGUUGCCUUCCAGAUGUCCAUGGGCAAUUUUGCUAUUUUUUGCACACAUGUGGCUGGGAUUGGCACACAGUUCCAGUAUCUCAUUCUGACUCUACUGACCACUGCCGCUGUAGCUGUGCCUGUGUGGCAGCUGGCCUUGCUGAGGGUGGGGAAAAAGACCACAGUGUUUAUGGGUCUUCCUCUCUUCAUCCCAGCUCUGAUAACAUUCGCCUCCGUGUCUGACAACUUUCCUGUCUACGUGGCCAUGUGUGUGUUAGCUGGAGCCAGUUUGGCUACGCUCUUCCUCCUCCCCUGGUCUAUGCUGCCUGAUGUAGUUGAUGACUUUGCUGUGAAGAACCCCACCUGCAGGGACCUGGAGCCUCUGUUUUUCUCCUGCUAUGUCUUCUGUAACAAGCUUGGUGGCGGACUGUCUGUUGGCAUCUCUACUAUGGUGCUUUACUUUACAGGUUAUAAAGCAGGGGCAUGUAGCCAUGGUGAUGGUGUGGCCACCGCAUUGCGUGUGCUUUUAGCCCCUGUACCCAUCUUCCUCUUGCUGGUCGGUUUAUGCUUCUUCUAUCUGUAUCCGAUUAACGAGGCACACAGACAGCAGCUCCGGAAAGAUCUGGAACAAGCAAGUGCUAAAAAGAUCCCAAAUAUGACAAAAUAA